AUGACUAAAGACUCUCGAGAUGGCGAGCGUAUUAUUUUAACAACAUACCCCGGCCAAAGUGUGGUCAAUCCCAUCCCUUUAGAAUGGGGCAAAAUGAAUCCCCAGGAACGAGGACCCGUUCUAGUUUCACGGAAUAAGAAGACAAUUACCCACCGAAAUGCAAUCGGAGCGCAUGGUGGAAGUUACUCAAUCUAUAACGCAUUGGCAAUUGCCGCCGGCGAUCUUCCUCCCGAUUUCAAGCCGAGCUUUGAAAACACUGAGCCUAUCUUCGAUUUCCCACCCCAAGCCGCAUGGGGAGAUAAGAAAAAGAUUGUCGCGAUGGAUCCAUAUGGCCAUGACACCGUGAAGCAUUUCAAGAAGCACUUGGAUGAUGGUCUAGAUGUGCGCCCAACUAUUGCCGUGACGCGAGCCACGAUGCGCCUAGCCGAGAUCACCGACUCUAUCCGAGAAGGCCGAUUGCAGGUUGAUGGCGAGAUCGUGAUCAGCAAAGAAGGCGACGUACGCGUAACAAAAGCAGCAGUGGAGCCCGUAUGGUAUCUCCCAGGUGUGGCUGAGCGAUUUGGAAUCGAUGAAGGGACUCUCCGUCGUACGCUGUUUGAGCAGUGCGGAGGAAGUUUCCCCGAAUUAAUCACUCGACCGGACAUCAAGGUUUUCUUACCACCCAUCGGCGGUCUGACUGUCUAUAUCUUUGGUGCCCCCGAGAAAGUAUCCGACCCAAGUGUGAAACUUGCUCUCCGAAUCCACGACGAGUGUAACGGAUCGGAUGUUUUCCAAUCCGACAUUUGCACAUGCCGGCCUUACCUGGCCUUUGGAAUUGAGGAAGCCAUCAAGGAAGCUCAAAAUGGCGGAUCGGGUAUCGCGAUCUAUUUCCGCAAGGAAGGUCGUGCCCUCGGUGAGGUUGUGAAGUAUUUGGUUUAUAAUGCUCGCAAGCGUGGCGGUGAUACUGCCGACAAGUACUUUGCUCGUACUGAGAACAUCGCGGGUGUUAGAGAUAUGCGCUUCCAAGCUCUGAUGCCUGAUAUUCUUCACUGGCUGGGCAUCCAGAAGAUCGACCGCAUGCUUUCAAUGUCGAACAUGAAACAUGAUGCAAUUGUGGAGUCAGGAAUUCCCAUAUUGGAGAGAAUUCCUAUUCCGGAUCAUAUGAUUCCCUCGGAUUCACGGGUCGAAAUCGAUGCAAAGAUUAACGCUGGAUAUUUCACCACCGGGAAAAAGUACACUGAUAGCGAACUUGCGCAGGUGAAGGGUCGGGGAUGGCAAAACUGGGAAGAUGUUGCUCACUGA
Molecule: messenger RNA, 1281 nt
Organism: Penicillium verhagenii
Lineage: Eukaryota; Fungi; Ascomycota; Eurotiomycetes; Eurotiales; Aspergillaceae
Exons: 4
Coding region: 1-1281 (426 amino acids)
Biological process (GO): riboflavin biosynthetic process
Molecular function (GO): GTP cyclohydrolase II activity
Source: RefSeq, a predicted model, not a curated record